Messenger RNA from Xenopus laevis (African clawed frog), 1552 nucleotides. It is a transcript of the gene dap3.L, whose product is annotated as death associated protein 3 L homeolog. The record is from RefSeq and is a predicted model, not a curated record. Lineage: Eukaryota; Metazoa; Chordata; Amphibia; Anura; Pipidae. The coding region runs from base 212 to 1402 and encodes 396 amino acids. The transcript has 13 exons.
GCUAUUUACUGCGCAGCUCCGGUCACAUCUCCCUCCGGUGUUAAGAUGGCGGCGUUCGGUGUAAUCGCGUCACCAACCCGAGACUCACGUGACUAUAACAGCGCGCCGGAGCCUUCUCCGCCCCGUGACGUCACACCUGUCGCUAACACAUCCGCUUCCUGUCACAGCGCCCCCGCCGGAAGUGUCUGGAAGAGGAAGUGCUGCAGUCGCCAUGUCACCUUCAGGAAUUCUGGUGCGGCGGCUACACCGGAAUCUGACACAGAAUCUGGUUGGUGGGCAUAUAUUUCCCAGCAGGCUUUGGAGCAGCGCUGCUUCCUCCCCUGCCCAGGAUGCCCCCAGGGAAGUUUUCCGGACCAGUGAAAGUGACCCAGGUCAGCACACGGAGCAACACGAGGGGCAGUUCUAUUCGCUGUCGGCCCAGGACGUAAGGGCCAUAUUCCCCCAGGGCCUUCCCUGGUGCUUCCAACAACAGAGCAAGACCUUCAAUGAGACGUGUGUGAUGGUGCGGCCCCCCGCUGUAGAACUCAUCCGCUACCUGAGCAACAAGUCCCACCUGUCCCAGCCGGCUGUGCGCUACGUCCUGUAUGGCAAGAGAGGAACGGGCAAGAGUCUGACCCUGUGCCACAUUCUCCAUUACUGCUACACCCGAGGCUGGCUCCUCCUCCAGGUGCCCGACGCUCAUGUCCUGGUGAAGAACUGUAAGGAACUCAUGCCGUCCACCUACCAUAAAGACCGAUUCGACCAACCCUUGGAAGCCUCUAAUUGGCUGAAGAACUUUAAAGCCACCAAUGAACAGUUCCUGAAGCAGAUCCAGACCCAACAGCGAUACGUGUGGAGUAAACGGGAAGCCACGGAGGAGGGGAGACCCCUGGGAGAGGUGGUGGAUCAGGGGCUGACCAGGGUGAAGAGCGCCAGUGAUGCGGUGGGCGUGGUUCUGAAGGAGCUGAAGAGACAGUCGGGAGGAGGAGCAUUUCGGAUGUUGGUCUCUAUGGAUGGAGUUAAUGCUCUUUGGGGCAGAACCACCAUAAAGAAAGAGGACAAGAGUUGGGUGUCUGCGGAGGAGCUGACCCUGGUGCACAACAUGAGGAAGAUGGUGCAGAAUGAUUGGACAGGGGGCGCCAUUGUACUGAGUGUGACCCAGGCUGGAUCCCUGUACAAACCUACUCCUGCCUAUCUGCCCCACCAUCUGCUUGGGAAGGAGGGAUUUGAUGCCCUGGACCCGUUUGUGCCCGUCCAGGUGACCAAUUACAGUGACAAGGAGUUUGAGAGCUGCUAUCAGUAUUACAUGGAGCGCAAGUGGCUCCAGCACCACAAAGCUCUCACGCCAGAAGGGAAGGAGGAGCUGCGGUUCUUGAGUGAUUUGAACCCUAAGGAGCUGGAGAAGAUUUGCGCCUUCCUCUGAACCGUUGCACUGGGCGGGGCUUCCCAGACGGACUGUGUAUUUGGGCUGAGUUGCCCCGCUGGAGCCCAUAGUGUUGGUGGGACUGAUCACUACUCUCUUGCCGUACGUGACUGGGGCAGCUCGGGGUCUAUAAAUCACCUUGUUUUGCUA